AGCCCGAAAAGGCCAUCGAGUGGCAUAUAUCCCAGGAUUCUGCACGGCGCCGUUCUUCCUGUCCGGCCGCCAUCGGAGUGCUGUAGCCAUGGCCGUGCGCUACCCAAUGGCCGUGGGCCUCAACAAGGGCCACAAGGUGACGAAGAACGUCAGCAAGGCGAGACACAGCCGGCGCCGCGGGCGCCUCACAAAGCACACCAAGUUCGUGCGGGACAUGAUCCGGGAAGUGUGCGGCUUCGCGCCCUACGAGCGGCGCGCCAUGGAGUUGCUCAAAGUGUCCAAGGACAAGCGGGCACUCAAGUUCAUCAAGAAGAGGGUGGGCACACACAUCCGAGCCAAGAGAAAGCGGGAGGAGCUGAGCAACGUGCUGGCAGCCAUGAGGAAGGCGGCGGCCAAGAAGGAUUGAUGAACCCUCCCCCAAUAAAAGAGCGUUCCUACA
Mastomys coucha (southern multimammate mouse) is the source of this 439-nucleotide messenger RNA. RefSeq names its product ribosomal protein L36 (gene Rpl36). Gene Ontology annotation, biological process: cytoplasmic translation. The record is from RefSeq and is a predicted model, not a curated record. The coding region runs from base 89 to 406 and encodes 105 amino acids. The transcript has 4 exons. Gene Ontology annotation, molecular function: structural constituent of ribosome. Lineage: Eukaryota; Metazoa; Chordata; Mammalia; Rodentia; Muridae. Gene Ontology annotation, cellular component: ribosome; cytosolic large ribosomal subunit.